Camelina sativa (false flax) is the source of this 1006-nucleotide messenger RNA. Lineage: Eukaryota; Viridiplantae; Streptophyta; Magnoliopsida; Brassicales; Brassicaceae. The record is from RefSeq and is a predicted model, not a curated record.
UGAAAUCUUAGAGACCGACAUUUCUCCAUUGAUGGAAUAUUAUGGCAAAUUCUUCUGCAAAGAACCAGAAACUCAAGAUAGAGGCAGUGGAUGGGCCAUGAUUCGAAAGCAAAUCUAUGCUAGUGAAAUUUCAUGUCGAAAGCUGGUACGAAUGAAUACAGUGGCAUUUCAGCGUUUGUGUGAAAUAUUACAAGGGAGGUAUAGCUUACAAGACACUCAAAAUAUGGCUGUUGAUGAGAGUGUUGCAAUCUUUCUUAUGAUUUGUGGCCAGAAUGACUCUCAAGGUGACAUUGGUCUAAGGUUUGGUCAUGCACAAGAAACAAUAUGUCGGAAGUUUCAUGAAGUUCUUGGAGCAAUGGAACGAAUGGCUGUGGACUACAUACGACCAAGAACUACCCAAGAACUUGAAGCUAUAUCAAACCGUCUACAAAGAGAUAAACGCUAUUGGCCUUACUUUAAAACCAUUAGAUUUGUGAACCGCAAAGGAAGUACGAGUCUCAAUGUCUUGGCAAUGUGCGACUUUGAUAUGCUUUUCACAUAUUGCUUUGUUGGUAUGGCGGGAUCAGCUCAUGAUGCGCGUGUGUUAUCAACAGCGAUUCCUGAUGAUCCUAUGUUUCCUACCCCUGCGGAAGGCAAAUACUAUCUUGUAGAUUCUGGUUAUGCCAACAAACGUGGAUAUUUGGCUCCGUAUAGAAAGCAAAGUAAUGUUGGCACAAGGUAUCAUCUACAAGAGUUUUUCUAUGUACAAAGACGUGUUAUAUUUGCUACAAUGGGACUUCAUAAUUUUAUUCGCAAGAAUAAUAUUGAAGAUGAUGACUUUGAAGAAGCUGAUAAAGAUAGUGAUGUUUCAUAUGGGCAGCAAAAUGUUAAUGAUGAUGUGAAUGAUGAUCAAGGUAUUAGAGUGGAAGAAGAAACACACGAUGGAAAUUAUAUGAAGAUCGUCCGCGAUCAAAUUGCUGAGCAAAUAUGGUCUGCAAGUCGACGUAGUGUUCGUCAGCAACGUUAG